Messenger RNA from Tetrahymena thermophila SB210, 3159 nucleotides. RefSeq names its product kinase domain protein. The record is from RefSeq and is a predicted model, not a curated record. Gene Ontology annotation, biological process: mitotic DNA damage checkpoint signaling; protein phosphorylation. Gene Ontology annotation, molecular function: ATP binding; protein serine/threonine kinase activity; protein binding. NCBI's taxonomy places the organism in Eukaryota, Ciliophora, Oligohymenophorea, Hymenostomatida, Tetrahymenidae. The transcript has 20 exons. Gene Ontology annotation, cellular component: cytoplasm; nucleus.
AUGGGAUAGAAUUAAUAAAAAUCCAUAAAGCUUGAAGCAUUUAAAAAAUAAUUAGUAAAAGAAAUAUCAGAAAAGAUCCCCAAGGAAUGUCAGAUACAAAAGCAUGGUUUGAAAGAAAUAAUCAAAUUAAUCCUCAACCAGAAAAAAUAUUUACAAAAUUUCGAGUACUUAAGCAGCGGUGCUUACGCCCUCGUCUUGAAGGCUAAAAAUAUUAAUAAAAAUCGUAUGGUUGCCCUUAAAUUUCUAACAUGUACAAGCAAAGAGGGUUUGAAAGGCAUCGAAUCUUUGAAAAAAGAAUAUGAAUUGCUUCAGAAAUUUAGCUAAUCUGAUUUUUUGGUAAAUGUCUAUGAUUGCUUCUAUCUAAUGGAACAAGAUGUAGAAGAGGAUAAAGAUGGUAAUGAAAAGAUCAUCGUAACAGAAGAGAAGUCCUUUUUUGUGAUGGAAAUGGAGCUUUGCGAACAAAAUCUGAAACAGCUUUUCGAUUAUUUAAGAAAGACAUAACUACCCUCUUAAGAAAUAAAGGAAGUAAUAGCUAUUCAAAUGUUAGAAGGAUUAAAUACCCUUCAUAUCAAAAAUAUCAUGCACAGAGACAUCAAACCUCACAAUUUCUUAGUUUGUCCUUCUCAAACUUAUGGAUUUACCAUAAAAAUCUGUGAUUUGGGAUUUGCAUCUGCAGUAACAAAAUCGAAAAGUUAUUACCUAUCAAAGAACGGAACUGAUACUUACUUUGCUCCAGAGGUAGAAAAAGGAUAAUCUAGAAUUUAGUCUGACCUCUUUUCUCUAGGACUAGUUUUACUUGAGUUAGAUAAUCUGAAUGUGCUUAAUGAAAAUUGGAUUGACUUUGAUAUAAAAGAAGAGAUUUAUUAAGGAAGUGGAAUAGCUUCGAAAUAUUAGAUUGAUAGAAAUUCUAAUAUUUAUAAAAUAGCCGAGAUUUGCUUAAAACCAAAUUAUUUAGAAAGGACAACUUCAGGAGACCUACUUUCUGAGCUUAUUAAGCUUCAUGGAAAACCACUAAAAUUCACACUAUCAUCUAUGAUAUUAGAAGAACAAAUUCCGUAGUAAGCAUAAUAAAUAUUCAAUAGAAUUAAUGAGCUUCAAAAAAAUAAACAAACUUAAUUUGAGAAGGAUGCACAAAUCUUACUUGAUAAUACAGAUUCAAGGAUAAAGAGGAAAGAUGCUAGUAAACAAUUUACAAAAGUAGAAAUACUAUCCAAGCUAUUAAAAAGUCUAUAUGAAGAUAAAAAAUAUGUAAAUAAUUUCCAAAUUCUUAAUUUUGGAAACUUUGGUAUGGUUUUAUCUACUAAAAAAGUUGAGUUCAACAACAAAGAAAUAGUAUUAAAAAUACAAAAGAUUGUUGAUGAACAAUAAAUUUAAAAUGAAAUUAGAAUAAUGUAAUAAUUAAAAGCACCUUUAGUUGUCUAGCUAUAUGACAAUUAUAUCAUAGAAAAAGCUACAGCACCUGAAAAAUAUGUAGUUUUUGAAUUAGAAAAGUGUUCAUGUUCACUUUAGGAGUAUCUAGAAAUAUAAGGAAAAGAAGGAGAGUUUAGUGAUGAAGAAAAAUUGAAUAUUGCAAUCCAAGUAAUUGACUCUGUCAAUUAUAUUCACUGCUUCAAUAUUAUUCAUAGAGAUAUUAAACCUGAAAAUUUUUUGGUUUGUUUGGAUGGCAAUGAACUUGAAGUCAAACUAUGCGAUUUUGGAUUAUCAACUUAACUUGAAAAGAAUUGUGAGUAGAUUGAAAUUUUAGAUAUGGUAGGAAAUUGGGCGUACAUGGCACCUGAAAUUUUAACUAAAAAUAAAGAUGAUUAAUAUAAGAUAUAUUCUAAAAAAUCGGAUUCUUAUUCAGUUGGUUUACUAUUAUGUUUGCUUGACAAUUACUUAAAUUUGAAAGAAAAUACAGGAUCUACUUUCAUGAAUAUGACUUUAAAUUAAUAUGAAGAGCCUUUCAAGAAAUAAAAAAUUAAUAUUAAGCAAGACACUGAAAUAUUUAAAUUUAUUAAACUAUUAGUUGUCUGGGAAAGAGUCAAAAGAGCUUCUCUUUCUAUUAUUGUUGAAUAAAAUUCAAAAAAAUUCAAAUCAAACUAAAAUGAUAUGAAAUAAAUUAUAUCAUAACAUUAUUUAGGUCCUAUAUAAAAUGUUGAGGCCUUAAACAUAGGAUCAGUAGGACCAUUAAUUUCUUAAAAUGAAAUUCCAAUUUAAAAUAUCAGUUAAAUAAAGAUAAAUCAUAUGAAGGAUUUGUAUAAAAUUACAAAAUUUCAAUUUGAAGUUGUCGAAAUAGAUUUAAAAUUUAAUAAUUUUGGUUCAGUGAGUGCAAAAGAUUUAGGCAAAGGAAUAGCAUAGUGCAAGAAUAUCACAACUUUGACGCUAAAUAUAAGUUAAAAUAAUAUUGGUGCAGAGGGUGCAAAAGAUUUAGGCAUAGGAAUAGCCUAGUGCAAGAAUAUCACAACUUUGACGAUAGAUUUAAAUGGGAAUAAAAUUUAUGCAGAGGGUGCAUAAUAUUUAGGAACAGGAAUAGCCCAGUGCAAGAAUAUCACAACUUUGAUGCUUUACUUAAGAACAAAUUAUAUUGGUGAUGAAGGUGCAAAAAUUUUAGGCACAGGAAUAGCCUAGUGCAAGAAUAUCACAACUUUAUUACUUUACUUAAGUGAAAAUAAAAUUGGUGUUGAAGGUGCAAAAUAUUUAGGCACAGAAAUAACCCAGUGCAAGAAUAUCACAACUUUGAUGCUAGAUUUAAAUGGGAAUACAAUUUGUGCAGAGGGUGCAAAAGAUUUAGGCAAAGCAAUAGCCUAGUGCAUCAAUAUCACAACUUUGACGCUUUACUUAUAUGAAAAUAAAAUUGGUGCAAAGGGUGCAAAAUAUUUAGGCAAAGGAAUAGCCCAGUGCAAGAAUAUCACAACUUUGACGCUUUACUUAAGUUGGAAUAAAAUUGGUGCUGAGGGUGCAAAAGAUUUAGGCAAAGGAAUAGCCUAGUGCAAGAAUAUCACAACUUUGACGCUAGAUUUAAAUGAAAAUAAAAUUGGUGCAGAGGGUGCAAAAGAUUUAGGCACAGGAAUAGCCUAGUGCAAGAAUAUCACAACUUUGAUGCUUGAUUUAAAGUAAAAAUUUAAUUUAUUGAUUGAUAAACUUAUAAUUGGUUAUUUUAAGCUUUUGACUUAGUUAUGA